AUGGAUAACAAUAGGAAUGAUGAUGGGAGCUCCAUUGAAAGGGAUAGAGUGUACCAACUGCGAAGAAAGAACUUCCAAAAGAGAUUGGUGACGAAUCUGUCAUCUUUAGGGUAUAUUGUUAUUGUACUGGAGUACCUUAAAUAUGGAUGUACCAUAUGGACAUUGCUGAUAAGAGUUCUUGUUCAGAUGAUGCUUGCAGCGCCGUUUCCCAACGAAUUACAUAUACGGAGGCUGGCGAGCAGAAACGAGAUACAAACUUCAAGCUAUUUUCUGUCAAUGGGUAUACCGAAUGGUAGAAUCAAUGCAGCACCCAGAGAAUCAAUACCUGGUGGAUUCCCAUCAAUUCCAAUAGAAGAAGAACCUUUGAAUGAUGAGCUUCAAAUUCAAAAAGAUCUAGAGGACAUAAAGAAGAAGAUAAGAAAAACAAUAUUCCAUGGCUCCCUUACAUUGAACAUCAUUUACAUAAUUACUUCUAUUCUCUUUCCUGUGGACUUUAUAGCAAAGUUAAACGGAAAGCAGCUGGAUGAUGAUGGUCUUGUUGAUACGCCUUCACCAUUCAAUAAUGCUAAUGGUCUAAUAGAUGGUCAGCGAAAGGGAGGUUUUUUGAUGCAAAUGCUUGGGGAAUUUCUUCCACAGAGUAAUUUCAAAGGUAAUUUAGGUAUAAUUUUAUUUCAGUUUGGUAUUUUAUUUUGCCAAUUUGGCCUAUUCGUUUUGACAUGUGUCAAUCUUGCGGAUCUGGGAUUUGAGGAGACUUUACCUGAGGACAUAGUUGAUGCAUCCAAAUAUAGUGAUGGCUACGAUGGAAAAGUGUUCGUCAUGCAAAUGGAUCCAGUGGAAGCCAUUAACCAAGUUUACCCGCAAACCAACAUGACACCGUCAACAGGUUCUGAUAUGGUUUGA
Molecule: messenger RNA, 900 nt
Organism: Zygotorulaspora mrakii
Lineage: Eukaryota; Fungi; Ascomycota; Saccharomycetes; Saccharomycetales; Saccharomycetaceae
Gene: GLD1
Product: Gld1p
Exons: 1
Coding region: 1-900 (299 amino acids)
Source: RefSeq, a predicted model, not a curated record